CCAUUAUAACCCCCGUGACGUUAAGUUUAUAUAUAAAGCAGCGUUUGUCGAAAGCACUUUAUUCAUCUUCUUUUUGUUCUUUGGUUUUUCUUCUCUUCUUCUCUUUUUUUUUUCUUACAUUUAAGUCAAUCUUGAUAUGGAUAUUCGAAAUUUACUAAACUCUUAUGAUCAACUACCGGCGAAUAAUACCGAUGGUGCUGCAAUAGAAGCUCAUAAUAACUUAUCGUUUGCAUCUAAUGAUAUCCUAUUGUCGCCUGGAGCAGAAACCCACCCUCGACAACAAUAUGACAAUAAACCUUAUGCCUGCAACUGGAGUACUUGCACCAAACGAUUCUCUCGACGUUCUGAUCUAUCAAGGCACAGACGAAUUCACACAGGCGAAAGGCCCUAUCACUGCGAGUGGCAAGGUUGCGGAAAACAAUUUAUCCAAAGAUCAGCCUUAACUGUUCACUAUCGUACACAUACAGGAGAAAGACCGCACGUUUGCGAAUAUGAGGCCUGUGGUAAAUCUUUCAGUGAUUCAUCUUCUCUAGCUAGACAUCGUCGAACUCAUACAGGAAAGCGUCCUUAUGUUUGUGAUGUUCCUGAUUGCAGAAAGUCGUUUACUCGUAAGACUACAUUAUCCCGUCACCAGCGAUGCCAUGACCCUCAAUGGAAAAGUUUCAAGUAAGUAUUAGUGUCUUUCCAAAGUUGUGCUGCCAAAUACUCCCACUUCACCAACGACCAGUUGUGACUCAGACGAUGCACCUACGAGCCCCUU
Messenger RNA from Mycotypha africana, 760 nucleotides. RefSeq lists its product as uncharacterized. The transcript has 3 exons. NCBI's taxonomy places the organism in Eukaryota, Fungi, Mucoromycota, Mucoromycetes, Mucorales, Mycotyphaceae. The coding region runs from base 137 to 670 and encodes 177 amino acids. The record is from RefSeq and is a predicted model, not a curated record. Gene Ontology annotation, molecular function: DNA-binding transcription factor activity, RNA polymerase II-specific; RNA polymerase II cis-regulatory region sequence-specific DNA binding. Gene Ontology annotation, biological process: regulation of transcription by RNA polymerase II. Gene Ontology annotation, cellular component: nucleus.